This is a messenger RNA of Dromiciops gliroides (monito del monte), 495 nucleotides long. Its product is annotated as small ubiquitin-related modifier 2-like. Gene Ontology annotation, molecular function: protein tag activity; ubiquitin-like protein ligase binding. Gene Ontology annotation, biological process: protein sumoylation. The annotation marks the transcript as partial. The transcript has a single exon. Gene Ontology annotation, cellular component: nucleus. Lineage: Eukaryota; Metazoa; Chordata; Mammalia; Microbiotheria; Microbiotheriidae. The record is from RefSeq and is a predicted model, not a curated record.
CUCCUCCUCCUCUUCCUCCUCCUCCUCGUCCUCCUCUUCCUUCUCCUCCUCCUCCUCUUCCUCACCAUCACCACCACCAUCAUCUUCCUCCUCCUCCUCCUCCUGCUCCCGCUCCUGCCGCUGCUGCUUCUCCCCCUGUUCCCUUGGAGCGGACCAUCCUGGUGCCUCUUUUGUGAAGCGGCGGCUGAGGAGACCCCCGGACUCGCCAUGGCCGACGAAAAGCUGAAGGAAGGAGUCAAGACUGAAAACAACGACCACAUUAAUUUGAAGGUGGCAGGGCAAGAUGGUUCGGUGGUGCAAUUUAAGAUUAAGAGGCACACACCACUUAGUAAACUAAUGAAAGCCUAUUGUGAACGACAGGGUUUGUCAAUGAGGCAGAUCAGAUUCCGAUUUGAUGGGCAACCAAUCAAUGAAACAGACACACCUGCACAGUUGGAAAUGGAGGAUGAAGAUACAAUUGAUGUAAUCCAGCAGCAGACAGGUGGUGUUAACUAA